This is a messenger RNA of Strongyloides ratti, 438 nucleotides long. RefSeq lists its product as hypothetical. Bases 1 to 438 code for a protein of 145 amino acids. The transcript is spliced from 2 exons. The record is from RefSeq and is a predicted model, not a curated record. NCBI's taxonomy places the organism in Eukaryota, Metazoa, Nematoda, Chromadorea, Rhabditida, Strongyloididae.
AUGAAGAUUACAUUAAUCUUAAUUUCUGUAUAUGCUAUCAUUAUUCUUAACCUAACAUCAACUAUUAACUCAUUUGCAUUUGGACAAUCAACAAAUACCAAUAAUAAUGGUAGAUUAUUUGCAUUAUCUGAAGAUGGUAGUGAGUAUUUAAAGAAAAUUAAAAGAAGUCCUAGACUUUUUGCAACUAAUCUUAAUGAUUUUGCUGUUAUUGAUUUUAAGUAUCACCCAAAAUUUGCUAAACAUCAUGGUACAAUUAAUGAAAAUGCCUAUACAAAAAAAUUUGCAUUUGCCAAAAGAUCAAAUCUUGAGAAUGAUGCUUUUGCUUUAGAUUAUGAUGAUGUUUAUAAUGGUAUGGGUAUUGAUAAAUUUGCUUACCAUCCAUUUGCUAAAAGAAAACCAUUUGCUAAAAGAGAAGUAAAAGGAUUUGCCUUUGCUUAA